AUGACCGCCUAAUUAGAGUUGUUAGUAGUCGAUUGUUUAACAUCGAACUAUCGAUUAGAAUUAGAGAUAGCUCGAUACAAUUGUUUCGAUGUUGUUUCACAUCACUAGCACGCUCUAAAACCAAAAGAAAAAAACACAAAAAAAAACGAAAAAAUAAUACGAAAGAGAAACAAAGUGAAAAGCAUAAAAGCGAAAGCAGCAGCAGCAGUGAGCAGCGCAAAGCUCACACCUACGCUGUUCCGCAGACGCGACGGAUAGAGUGUAACAGUAAUAAAUAGCAGCAGCAGCAGAUAGAACAAGUUCAAGUCAAGGAAAGAAAUCACGACGCCCACGAACGUGUACGUGCAAUUGAACGCCAACAGGGCAGCAACAGUCAUGCCACUGGCUGACUCCAACAGGGAUCUACGACAGCAGCAGCAACAGCAGCAGCAGCAGCAACUCGACGCCAACAACAGCAGUAGCAGCAGCAGCAACAACAACAACAAUGCCGAGCACGCGCAGCUGGAUAAUGGCAGUGCGUCGACAGCGGGAGCAACAUCAUCAUCAUCAUCAGCAGCAACAACAACAACAGGAGGAGGAGGAGGAGGAGCAACCGCAACAACAACAACAACAAUGGGUCUGCAGCUACGUCAGCGCAUGCAGAUUACCUCCUCCGGCUGCAGUAGUUUGGCGGUGACCCCCAUGGAGCAUACGCCUACCGAUGAGGAGAGUGCUGCUGUGACAACAGUGACGUCAUCACAACGACGCCAACAGCAGCAACAACAACAGCAGCAGCAACAACAAUUACAGGCAGCCCUCGAACAACAUCACAUAACACCAAGCAAAACGCCCGAACAAAUGGAGCUAAGUGACUCCGAAUCAUAUGGAGCGGCCAGUUACGAUGAAUUUGAACUGCGCGAGGUGGUCAAAGAGGGUCACGACAAGGCCGAUCCCUCACAGUUUGAGCUGUUGCGUGUCCUCGGCGAAGGCAGCUUUGGCAAGGUGUUUCUGGUACGCAAGAUUCUGGGCAAAGAUGCGGGCACACUCUACGCCAUGAAGGUGCUCAAGAAGGCCACACUCAAAGUCAAGGAUCGCGUUCGCAGCACCAACGAGCGCAAGAUUCUGGCCGAUGUGGGACACGCGUUUAUUGUCCGACUUCAUUAUGCAUUUCAGACGCCUGGCAAACUGUAUUUGAUUCUGGACUUUUUGCGCGGUGGCGAUUUGUUUACGCGCCUCUCCAAGGAGGUCAUGUUCACCGAGGAGGACGUCAAGUUCUAUUUGGCUGAGCUGGCUUUGGCCAUGAACCAUUUGCAUACGCUGGGCAUCAUCUAUCGCGAUCUGAAGCCGGAGAAUAUACUGUUGGAUGAGCAUGGUCAUAUUGCAUUGACCGAUUUCGGUCUGUCCAAGCAGCCAUUGGAUGGCUCCAAGACGUACAGCUUUUGUGGCACCGUCGAGUACAUGGCACCGGAGAUAGUCAAUCGCAAGGGACAUGAUUUCGCCGCCGACUGGUGGUCAUUUGGUGUCCUCAUGUAUGAGAUGUUGACGGGGAAUCUGCCAUUUCAUGGCCAGACGCGACAGGAGACCAUGAAUCAGAUAUUGCGCUCCAAAUUGGGCAUGCCGGAGAAUCUAUCGCCGGAGGCACAAUCACUGCUGCGUGCGCUCUUCAAACGCAAUCCCUUAAAUCGUCUCGGAGCGGGGGCACAAGGCAUAUUGGACAUCAAGGCGCAUUGUUUCUUUGCGACAAUCGAUUGGGUGAGGCUGGAGCGUAAGCUGGUGCGUCCACCUUUUAUACCGGCGGUCAGUCGGGACGAUGCCUUCUACUUUGAUGUGGAGUACACGUCCAAGUCACCGCGCGAUUCACCCGGCGGUCCAAUAUCUGCAUCCGCACACGAAAUCUUUCGAGGCUUCAGCUUUGUGGCGCCCGUGCUGCUGGAGAACAGCACCAAUAGCAGCCAAUCGAACAAUGUCAGUCCGAUGCACGGCUUGGCAGCACUACCGGCCGCCGUCGCCUCCUCAGUGACAGUGGCGGCAGCUCCAGGACCACGCAGUUUACCCGGCGUCCUGCCCGGCAAUUUUCUGGCCGAAUACAAUCUGCUGCAGGAGCUGGGACGUGGCACGUUUUCGGUGUGUCGCCUGUGCGAGCAUCGAUCCUCCAAGAAGCACUACGCUGUGAAGAUCAUCGAGAAGGCGGCUGUGGCAGCCGCAUCAUCCUCAACGGCCGAUUGCUGGGAGGAGGUCGAGAUAAUGCUGCGCUAUGGCAAUCAUCCCAAUAUUGUGACACUCUAUUCGGUAUACGAGGACACCAGCUCCGCGUAUCUCGUCAUGGAGCUGCUCAAAGGCGGUGAACUGCUCGACCGCAUCCUGGCCGUGGGCCAAAUGUGCGAGAGCGAAGCCAGCGCUGUGCUCCGUACGAUUGCCGCUGCCGUCGCUUACCUGCACGAGCACGGCGUCGUCCAUCGCGAUCUGAAGCCCUCGAAUAUGAUCUACGCGAGCAUGCGACAAACUCCCGAAACGCUUAAACUCUGCGAUUUAGGCUUUGCUAAGCAACUGCGCGCUGAUAACGGUCUGCUGAUGACGCCCUGUUAUACGGCAAACUUUGUGGCGCCGGAGGUACUAAAGCGUCAGGGAUAUGAUCUGGCCUGUGACAUUUGGUCGUUGGGCGUGCUGUUGUACAUCAUGUUGUCGGGUCGAACGCCGUUUGCCAGCACACCGAAUGAUUCAGCGGAUGUAAUACUGAAGAGAAUUGGAUCUGGACACAUAGAUUUUAGCAGCAGUCGCUGGUCGCUGAUAAGUGCACCGGUUAAGGAGCUGCUGCGUCAAAUGCUGCACAUUGUGCCCGAGAAUCGGCCGACGGUGGCACAGAUAAUGGAACAUAGUUGGGUGCGGGAUCAAUUUGCUGGCAAUGUGCAGUUGACCGAAUAUGCGAUGCAUUCAAACAUCAUCAGCGGCGGCAACGUCGGUGGCGGUGUCGGUGUCGGUGUCAGUGGCAACGGUGCACAACAAUUGUCACUUGGGGCACAGCAGCAGCAACAGAAUCACAACUCGAUGACGCUACGUGGUGCUGUGGAUGCCACGUUUCGGGCAAUUGCCAUACCGCAGGCGGCAAAUGUGGGUCCCGUGGAGCUAUCGAUGCUGGCCAAGCGGCGGGCCAAAGACCGCGCCAAUCUGCAUUCCUAAUUGUUAGCAGGGCUGUGCCCGAGACGUCAGGCCAAACGGCAGCUAAUUCAAUUAGUUUAUAGAUUUUAUAGUAUUCUGAUGCAUUGUUUUGCAUUUCCGCAACGCCUUUGGGAGUGGCAUGCUGCCAUCAAUCCACGCCAACACCAGCGGCACCACCAACAUUACCAACAUCAUCAACACCGCCAUCGCCACGACAACAAUUGUCUCUUAAAGCGGCAGCGAUGUCACAGCGCCAAAUUACGUUUGGUUUAAGCAUAUGUGGUAAUGGACAUGAAUAUGGGAAUGGAAUGAAAUGGAAUGGAUGUCGUUAAAUGUAGAUGUGGAGUGUCUUUCAGGCAGCGCGAUAACUUUCUAGUAUUUGACGUGUAUUUGAAGUGUUAGUUAUUUAUUUUAUAAUAAUACCCAAAAAGAAAAACAACC
This is a messenger RNA of Drosophila innubila, 3576 nucleotides long. It is a transcript of the gene S6kII, whose product is annotated as ribosomal protein S6 kinase 2 beta. NCBI's taxonomy places the organism in Eukaryota, Metazoa, Arthropoda, Insecta, Diptera, Drosophilidae. The coding region runs from base 376 to 3156 and encodes 926 amino acids. Gene Ontology annotation, molecular function: ribosomal protein S6 kinase activity; ATP binding; magnesium ion binding. Gene Ontology annotation, biological process: intracellular signal transduction; protein phosphorylation. The transcript is spliced from 2 exons. The record is from RefSeq and is a predicted model, not a curated record.